This is a messenger RNA of Athene cunicularia (burrowing owl), 2755 nucleotides long. RefSeq names its product solute carrier family 25 member 48 (gene SLC25A48). The transcript is spliced from 7 exons. Gene Ontology annotation, molecular function: transmembrane transporter activity. Bases 60 to 1073 code for a protein of 337 amino acids. Gene Ontology annotation, cellular component: mitochondrion. The record is from RefSeq and is a predicted model, not a curated record. Gene Ontology annotation, biological process: transmembrane transport. Lineage: Eukaryota; Metazoa; Chordata; Aves; Strigiformes; Strigidae.
GACCCCCUUCUCCCGUGGGGACCCCCUGCCCUGCCGGCGGGACAAGGUGACGGCUCAUCAUGGGCAGCCUCCAGCUGCAGGACUUCGCGGCGGGCUGGGUGGGCGGAGCUGCCAGCGUGGUUGUGGGCCACCCCCUGGACACAAUCAAGACCCGUUUGCAAGCUGGACAAGGGUAUGGAAAUACACUCAGCUGUGUUCUUACUGUGUACAGAAAUGAGUCUGUGGCUGGCUUCUUCAAAGGCAUGUCCUUCCCGCUGGCCAGCAUCGCUGUCUACAGCUCCGUGGUGUUCGGCGUCUUCAGCAACACGCAGCGGCUGCUCAGCCAGCUCCGCCACGGCGACCCAGCCCGUGCGCCGGCCCUUGCCGACGUGGCUCUGGCCAGCGUGGUGGCAGGGUUUGUCUCCGUGGGCAUCGGCUCCCCCGUGGACCUGGUAAAGAUAAGGCUACAGAUGCAAACGCAGCCGUACAUCAAAGCCAACAUUAAACUACAGCCCACAGUUCCUGGAUUUCCUGUGUACCGAGGCCCAAUUCACUGCUUUAGGACAGUGCUAAAGAAAGAGGGUAUAGCAGGGAUGUACCGAGGCGCAGGAGCAAUGCUCCUGAGAGAUGUUCCUGGGUACUGCCUCUAUUUCAUCCCUUACACAUUUUUCUGUGGCUGGAUUACCCCAGACGGAUGCAUUUCCCCUAAUCCCUCCUCUGUCUGGCUGGCAGGGGGUGUAGCAGGAGUCAUUUCCUGGGGGACUGCUACUCCAAUGGAUGUUGUGAAAAGUCGACUUCAGGCAGAUGGAGUUUAUUUAAACAAGUACAAAGGGACCCUUGACUGUAUCUUGCAGAGCUACCAGAACGAGGGCUUAAAACGUUGCCAGGAAGACCCGAAAGUCUCCUACUCUCCUGAGCCGAAUCAGCAGUGUGGUGUUGGUGAGGGCUCAGCUGCUCUGACCGAAGACUCCAGUCCUGCACCCACAGCAUCUGCUUUCUCUUCUGCCAUGGACUUAGUCCCUGGAGGACUCAAAAAACUGCACCAGCUCAAUCAAAUCCAAAGACCAUUUUCUUAUCAAAUCUCUGUUGUCUAAGAGCACCUUAAUAAUUCCCAUGGCAGUGUUGGGCUUUUUCACCGAUGACGUUUUUCCUAUUGAGCCGAGAGAACAACUUACUUCCCUCACCCACACGGGUGAGAUCAUACCCAAACGCAGCCCAUCCGACAUCAGCCAAGGGAGUGUCUUUUGUACAACGCUGCGUAUAAUGCUCCUCUUUUUUGUGAGCAAGGAAAGGAGGAGGUGUGGUGGGUGUGCAGGUGCUUUUCGUGUAGAAAGGUCGGGACACCCACAAAAUCCUAGCUUGCUCUCAGGAUCAAAGACAUAGAUGACUCCACCCGUACAAACAGAUACUCGUGUUUUACAUCACAGAACUCUCCUGUUCGCCACAAUUUAUCAUGGUAUCAUGAAAAAAAAAAAAAAAUGCGAAGGGCUUCAACAACUUCAGUUUGUUAUCCGAGUUAUAAGUUAAAUUGGGAAAGAAGGGAAUGUUAAAUUCAGAGACUAAACUGCUCUUUUUCUUCAAAAAACAAUAAAGCAAGUCUGCACUGCAUAUAGAUGGCUGCCUACUCACCUUGUGUAGCCCUCCAGGGACCUGCUAGCGGUGUCUCGUUAGACCUUCUGAUCUCCCUGGCUUGCCAACUGCCAAAUCCUGCAGACAUCACUUUGCAGCCUUGAGAGACCAUCACCAAAGGAUGUCUCUUUAAGGGAUGCAGAGUUUAACCCAAAAUAUUCUCUAAACUACACAAGCCAGCUUCAGACCCCCAGCUCUUUGCUGCAGUCCCACUGAGACAAGUGGGGCAGACCCAGGUCUCUCUUUGCUCUACCUCAGCCUUUCAAUUAUUCCAAGAUCUUUUACAUCGUGAUUAUUUGUUUAUGCUGUUAAGUAUCUCCACGCUUUAUUUUCUAAGCGUGGAGCUUCUGAUGCCAAAACCCAAGAAGAACCAGCUCUGCUGGGACAAGAGGACUCUGGUGGCACCCUCAGGAGAUGCUGAGAGAUAACAGCCCAUGUGACAUGGGGGACAGUCUGGGACAACACUGUCCUCGGGGAAACGUGUGGUUACCCCCAUCUUCACCUGGAGAGAAAAAAAAAAAAAAAAAAAGCCCAGCAACAGCAGUUUUAGCAGAUGGCCUUAAAAGAAGUUUCUGAAGGCAACCAGGAGCAGCUGUGCAGCCUUCCUCCAUAAAAGGAGAAGGAAAGAGAAACUCUUGUGUCUUCUUCCCUGAAUGAAUGGAGGAAUUGGCGAUAAAACUUGAAGACCUCAGUAGAAAGUGCCUAAAAACUUGGGUCUGGAGCAGCACUCAGAAACGGGGUCCCCAACCUUGGGCUCCUCUUCACUGGGGCCCAAGUUGAGAACAGAAGUGUGGCUUCCCCCAGAACUGGCCUUAGAAAGUGGGAGAAACAGCUGGUGUUACUUCAUCUCAGGACUUGCAGGUGAGGAGGCUCACAGUGCCUUUGAGCUUGGAAAGAACACAGGGAACCGUUUUUGAUAAACAGUAUGGCUAAAAUUGAUGAGCCUUCACACAAGUAUUUGUUGCUGGCUGCAUUUAAGGAUUCAUCCUUUCCAUGUUGCCUGUUUUAAUACACAUAUGUCAAACAUGUUCUUUAGAUGCAUAAUAUCAUAUGUCUCCAGGGAUAAUACUGGGGGAGACUCAUUUUUCAGUGCAAAUAAAUGAUGUUGCUUAUCUGCCUGCAUUAUGUAAAAUGCACCAUGAAUUAA